UUUGAAUACUUUGUAGUGUAGAGACCUAACCAUAAAGACGUCUACUUAUAGUAAUGGGGUAGCAGACUGAGAAACUUCCGAUUUAAAGUUUUUCCUUGAGUACUCUGUGGUAAUAUUGGCAACAUGAGCUGAAUUUGCUCUGAUUACUUUUGUAAAGUAAGCAAAAGCAGUCGCCAGCAAUAUCUAUCUUCUAUUUAUGGCCUCCCCCGCACCCCCCUUCCCAGACUGACGUAAGCAGAAAGUUAUUUUCAUGAAUGGAGGGGGCGGUCACGAGGAAUCGGUGACGUGAGUGCUUGCGGAAGCAGAGCGUGGAAUGUUGGUACAUUGUUGUUGUUUUGUAGUUAAUUUAGUACGAGGAUACACCGCUGCCCGGCUGCUGGGUUUUAUACCUACUGUGUCAAGUUACUUCGCCGCCUGUAUCGGAAACCUACUCCGACAGUUUUUACGCAUCACGGUCCACAGAUACCCGCGUCCACAGAGUGUGUCUUCUGUGAGAUUCUGGCCAGUUGUCUGCAUGCAGGGAAUGACGACUCAGUUUAAGACGAGCAAAGCUUUAAAGGUCAAGAAGGAGGUGGGUGAGAAUGCCCCGGUGCUCAGCGACGAUGAGUUGGUGGCCAUGUCCGUGCGGGAGCUCAACCAGCACCUGCGUGGGCUGACCAAGGAUGAUGUUGUGAGGUUGAAGCAGCGACGACGGACCCUGAAGAACCGGGGCUACGCCGCCAGCUGCCGCAUCAAACGUGUCACCCAGAAGGAGGAGCUGGAGAGACAAAAGAUAGAGCUGCAGCUUGAGGUGGACAAGCUGGCCCGCGAGAAUGCCAGCAUGAGGCUGGAGCUGGAUGCCCUGCGAGCCAAGUACGAGGCCCUGCAGUGUUUCGCCCGGACUGUGACCCGUGGGCCCCUCUCGCCAGGCAAGGUGGCCACCACCAGUGUCAUCACCAUCGUCAAGUCCGCCAACCACAACAACUCCAACCCGACCCAGUUCUCGACUCCCUCCUAGUGUUGACAGGACUGGGCUCUCCUCCUCCUGCCUGGUCCUUCCCGGUUCUGACCCCGCCUGACCCCGCUCAUCCUGAACUGAGAGGACGCUCAGUAGUUAGACUGAGGGAUGGAAUGGGGUGGCAAGCUCGAUGUGAUGUUAUGCUGCAUUCACAACUUCGUCUGUCUCCUUCUGUCUCUUUUACACAAUCUACAUUGUCUGUGCACUGUGCAAAACCAACCCUUCCCGACCCCCCCAGCACCGGCAGGGUACUGGGCCUUUGUGACCCGUCCUCCAAGACUGUUAGCAGAGAUUUGCUCUUUACUCCAGUGACGUAAAACGUAUUUUACAUGCCUUAUAGUGGCAGCACUGGCCUGGGACUGCUCUUAUGCUAUUUAGCAUAAAACUUGAGAAAUAUAAGUAGAGACAUAUGUGACAGUAAAGCUAAUCACAUUUCUUUAUGUUGAAGUGUCUCAAUGUAAAUUGAGACUUUGAAGCUGUUGCCUUUUAAAGAUCUUUAAUAUAAAUUAUUGUAGGAUACUGACAUGUAGUUUAACACAAAGAGGAUUACCUGUUCCAGCUUUGACGCCUCUUCACAGAAACCAGUGGUCUCUAACCAGUUGCCUUUACGAGCCAGCCAAACAUAACAACAGAUGUUUUCACUGAUUAGCUGCUCUUCUCUUUUGGAAGGUGCUAAGCUGUAAAAUCACCUGUUGUAGUGUUUUGGUUUGGAGUAAAAACCUGCCUACACAUGGCUCUCUAUGGCCUGUUUGGAGAGCACUGCAUUAUGCAGUUUGAUAACUGACCAAUGUUCAUCCUCUACUCACAAUGCGCUAUUGUUUAUAUUUCUGUCUUAGUUAUGCAAAGUUUUACUCGGUGGUCAUGCCAAAUAGCUUGUUUAGUGUGUUGGAAAAGUAACGCUAGAGAACAGCAGUCAGUACCCUCCAGUAACGGCGUCCAUACAUGUGCUGAUAGUGGUUUAAUUUAGGAGUUUUAAAGUAACAUUUUUCGUUUGUGUUUGAAAAGUGUUAGACUCAAUCAUGAGGCCAGAAUUUGUAUGCAAACCUUUGCUGGACUAUAUCGACUGCCCUUGUAGAAUAUUAUUAUAGACAGCCAUUUUAUGCCCUUUUCUCUCCUAUUAGAAAUUGUACAAAAAUGAAUUUGCAGUCAUUAGAGCUCAUCCAUGGAUGUUUUUGUAGUUUGGUUGAGAAAUUGUUGGAUUUGUCUGUGGGGCUGGCAAGUGUUGUAAGCGAUUUUGUUGAAGACAUCAGAGGGUGUUGGGCAGGUGCUGCAAGUGAUUCUGUUGGUAUCUUUGUGGCCUUUUAAUGAGAGAAAAUAAUUAAAGUUUUUGCUCGAAUAUUUUGAAAAAGCAGGUGAAUACUUGUUUUCCAUGGAUUGGAAAGCUCUUUGACUAAAAAGGUAGAUGUAGAAAAGAAAGAUGUAGGAUUAGGAAAUGAUUAAGGAGCAAUUUGGGGUCAGAUUUGUUUGGAUCUGGAAGAUCUGACAUUUCCCAAUGUCUAUCAUUUUACAGUACUUAAAAGAAAACUGUUAAGCUGCAGUAUAAACGAAAAUUCACAGGGCAACUGAUUCAUAGAAUUAAAGAAGAUGACAAAAAAAACUUUUCUUGCAUUUCUGAAGUUGUUUAGGUUUAAUUGUAUGCUUUUUAAAUGUGGUGUGACCACUUCCUUUAAGGUCAAACAUAAUGUAACUAAGGAUACUCUCUGUUAUGUAUGCCGCAGCACUUACUGGGUGAUGUUUUGCCUCUUUCCUUUAUACGGCACUCUUUGGUAGGUAAUCCAUAUUGGAUAUAGUGACAAUGAGCGCGGUCCUUUCAAGUGAAAUGCAAUUCAACUUACUUCCUGUAUAUUACAGACUGCCAAAAUGAUAAAGCUCCCACUGCCUCCGUUGUCACUUUACAUUGAGAACUCCGUCCAAAUAGAAAUCAUUCCUACUGCUGGGUCACGAGAAGUGCUGCUGCUGGUGUUGGUCACUCUGAGACAGUAGCUUUUAACCUUGCUUUUGACACACUCUUCUGCAAGAGAACUCCUGACGCCCAUCUCUAGAAACAGUGGUGUCAUAACAGCUAAAUGCAGUAAACACCUUCCUCCUGUUGUACAUUUUGAGAUAUUUAAAUCUGAAAUUCACUUGAAAUCAAGUCGUUCUUACCGAGGAUCCAUUCCUAAUUUGGAGUGAAGUCAAUAGAGAUUGUUCAUGUCAGGAUUUUCUCUUGGCUAAGAGGACAUGACUGUUUUUCCCCUGUUCCAUAGCUGCAAAGAACAGUAUGGGGAACUUUGCUGCUGUACAACCUGCUGUGAUUUUUAAGCAGGGGCAAUGCUGUGUUCUUACUAUUUUGUAUUUUCACUUGGUUUCUAUGUUGACACAUCCUGUUUUCUUUCUGAUACUUAGUUUUAUACGCAUAUACAGUAUAUAAAUAUAUAUAUAAAUAUAUAUUACAUAUUUUUCUAUAUUUAUGUCUUAUUAUCCUGGGAGUGGUGUGAUUAUGUAAUCAUUCUGAAAUCAAAUUAUGUCAAUGCUGACCUUCUUCAGUUGUAUUCAGAUUUACAAUGAGAAAACUAUUUUCAUACCUAAACUCUUCUUUGUGAGUAUUUAUGCCCCAUGAUUAAGUCUUCUCAGCACAUUUAUUAUGUUUCAUUUGCAUAUUGGACAGACGGUGGCUAGGGUUACAUACAGGCUGCAGCUAAUUAUUUGUAAUGGUCAAGAAUUUACAUUAUAAAAACAGCAGAAUUUCAAGCUGUAUAGAUUCUUUGUGUUAGUAAAGAGCACAUGUCUAUGACAUUUUACUUUAUAACUUAAAAAUCUGUUAUAACAUUACAACGAUACAAAUUAAAACGUAAUCACAUGAGAGGUUUGAAUUUAAACUAUCUCUGCAAAAUGAAUUUAAAGGCAACAAAAUUCUGCAUAAUUCUGGAUUAUUUAGCUGGAAAUGUGUGUUACACAUUUAUUUUAGUGAAUCAAUAAUUUCAAAUAUUGAAAACAUAAUUCAAUACAGGAGCACAUUGGUCUGAUUUGAUCAGAUUUUGAAAAGCCUAGUUUUGACCCAUUGUUUUACUCUCAGUUGGCACUUUCAAAUCCGUUAUUUUAAUAAAAAUGAGAACAUUUAUUCAGGAAAAAAAUGGUCUAAUUUUAAAAUGUUAACCUGCAUGUAAACCUACUCAGUUGUUCUGGACACAAAGACGAUAUACUUUUCUAUAGAUGCAAAUCAGUUUAGUCAACAGUUUCAAAUGAUGAUAAUGGUAAUACUUUUUGUAAACUUUGAGAAACCUUACCGGAAAUAAUUCCAAAGCUGCUAAAGACUGGCUGCCCAGACUUCUAAUGUUUACAAUCUUUUUUAAGCCUGAAUCAAGAAUGAGUCAGAAGAAUUUAUAUUAGAUGUAUACAUCUGUCAUUUUUCAGCACAUUAUCUAACACGUCAAUACAGCUUGACAAAUUUUCUGUCAAGCAUUAAUGUGAGGUCUUGUGGUUAAGAUUCAAAACAAAAUGCUGUAAAAUGGCACCUUAUUUAAUUUUAGCACAUAUUACUGUAUUUGGAUCUGAGGUGGAUGCUUUCAGGCAGCACACCUUCAAAAUAAAACUCUGGAAAUUAAAAAAAAAAAAAAAAAAGAUGGAAAAAAAUGCAUUUCCAUACCAUGCCAUAUUAAAAGACAAACCUCUCUCCAGGUGAAUUAAGUACUUUGUUGUUAAUUUUACAUCUGCUGUGACCCAGCAGAGGUCCAUUCAUGCUCUCAAAUACAUGUUGCUCUUAGGCUAGCUUUCGGCAAGCAUAACUUACAGUUUCUACAAGAAACUUUUUUUUUAGCUAGAAGAACAGCAGACCUGCAAAAUCAUUUUAUGGACAGAAAUGUAGACAAGUUUAGGGAUGAAAAGAAGUAUACAUUACUUACCAUGGAUGUUUCUUUCUUCCCCCAGGCAAAUGCAGCUUGUAACACUUUACCAAGCAGCUGUAAUUGAACUAUUAAAGAUAUCAGUGGUUAUUUUACAUUUUUACAUGAACCACAACAAUGCAAAUGUUUGUAUGGAAAUGACAUUUCCUGUAUAUGUUGACUAGGUAUUCAAGGUUUUAAUUUAAAUUUGCUUCCUGAAAACAUGUCUUUGAUUAAAUAAGCUGCAAAACAAAAUCUCUGCCAGUCCUACAAGCUACAGUAUUUAACUUUAGACAUGUAGAAAGUCAGUUGAGGUUUUGACUAUAAAUUUUAAAAAAAAAGCCUCAUAAUAAGAAGAAAUGGAGCAUGUAUGUGGAUAAUAGGGUUGAGGGUGAAAUGUGUUAAAUGUUAGUUUAACAGCAGCAGUUUAUAUGUUAAGUUUGUAUGGAUUUCCUUGUUCUAGUCUCAUAGCAACAUGUUUAUGAGUGACGACAGUAACAAGGACAGUAAUAAGGCAGCAUAAACUGAGUAUGUACCCAUCGCAACUUGUUAUUACUCUGCUCAUAUAUAUUUUAUAUUUAUUUCAUUGAAUUGUGUAAUUUUAUUAAAACAAAACACCUAAAUUAUUUUUUAUUUUACUUUCAUUUAUUUACAUGUUUUCUCAAUGAACUACCCUCAUGUACAAAUAAAGUCUGUAUUUGUUUCUGCUCUGAUUUAAAGUAUGGUAAAUUAUUCCUAUAAAUAAGUCUGCUGUGUCUGUUUUUGUACCUUCAAAUAAAGCUUUUUUUCCUCAUUGAG
Molecule: messenger RNA, 5655 nt
Organism: Plectropomus leopardus (leopard coralgrouper)
Lineage: Eukaryota; Metazoa; Chordata; Actinopteri; Perciformes; Serranidae
Gene: mafk
Product: MAF bZIP transcription factor K
Biological process (GO): regulation of transcription by RNA polymerase II
Cellular component (GO): nucleus
Molecular function (GO): DNA-binding transcription factor activity, RNA polymerase II-specific; RNA polymerase II cis-regulatory region sequence-specific DNA binding
Source: RefSeq, a predicted model, not a curated record